Tyto alba (common barn owl) is the source of this 1901-nucleotide messenger RNA. RefSeq names its product mitogen-activated protein kinase 13 (gene MAPK13). Gene Ontology annotation, biological process: MAPK cascade; protein phosphorylation. The transcript is spliced from 13 exons. Gene Ontology annotation, cellular component: cytoplasm; nucleus. Gene Ontology annotation, molecular function: ATP binding; MAP kinase activity. Bases 576 to 1673 code for a protein of 365 amino acids. The record is from RefSeq and is a predicted model, not a curated record. NCBI's taxonomy places the organism in Eukaryota, Metazoa, Chordata, Aves, Strigiformes, Tytonidae.
GCCAGGUAGCCACCACCCACAGCACCCAGGCUCCCCUGCCACGGAGCUGUGCAGCAGCUCGUUUGAGAGCCUGGAGCUGUCCCCCCCAUCAGCUGGAAAGAAGAAGAACGUCCCCGCGUGUCUGACGAGGCGCUGUGGCUCGUCCCCCCAGAUUCCCCGGCUCGGCGAGUCCUUACUCAUCCGCUUGUUCAGAGCAGGGAUUUCAUGAGCCCCCCCCGAGGACAUUGCCCGGCUGGUGGCCCGGUGGCAGCAGGAGGGCGAGAGCCGCCGGGAGCGCCGGGGCUGCCGGCGGUGCACCUGCCACCGCGCGGGUGCUCAGCUCCUGUCGCAGAGGCCACCUGGACCAGACCGAGGCGUGUCAGGAAACCUGAUGCCUCACCUGCGCCGAUGUGGAGGCGGAGGGAGGAGGGCCCAAAGACAUGUCCCUUCACGCUCACGACAGCUGAAAACGGAGAAGGGAACUCGCUAGAGCCUUUUCUUACCAGCGCGGGAGGCCUGGCUGUCCUGCUCUCGCUCCAGAAGCCCUCCUGUACUCCGGUGCUCUGGGGGGGUGGCAGUCCCGCACCCGCCGGGCGAUGAACAUCGCAAGGAGAAGAGGCUUCUACAGACAAGAGGUGAACAAAACCCUCUGGGAGCUGCCCAGGAGAUACACGUCCCUCCACCCGGUGGGGUCUGGAGCCUACGGUUCGGUGUGUUCAGCCACAGACAAGAAGACAGGGGAGAAGGUGGCGAUCAAGAAGCUCUGCCGCCCGUUCCAGUCGGAGAUCUUUGCCAAGAGAGCGUACAGAGAGCUCAUGCUGUUGAAGCACAUGCAACAUGAGAAUGUCAUUGGGCUGCUCGAUGUCUUCACCUCCGCCCCCUCCUACCAGGGAUUCCAGGACUUCUACCUGGUGAUGCCCUACAUGCGGACAGAUUUACAAAAGAUCAUGGGACAUGAAUUCAGUGAUGAAAAGAUCCAGUACCUGGUCUACCAAAUGCUGAAAGGGCUGAAGUACAUUCAUUCAGCCGGCAUCAUCCACAGGGACCUGAAGCCAGGCAACCUGGCUGUGAAUGAGGACUGUCAGCUCAAGAUCUUGGAUUUUGGCUUGGCCAGACACGCUGAUGCUGAAAUGACCGGCUACGUGGUUACGCGCUGGUACCGAGCCCCCGAAGUCAUCCUGAACUGGAUGCAUUACAACCAGACAGUGGAUAUCUGGUCUAUUGGCUGUAUCAUGGCAGAAAUGCUGACCGGCAAAACGCUGUUUAAAGGAAAAGACUACCUAGAUCAACUGACUCAGAUCCUGAAAGUAACGGGGCAUCCAGGAGAAGACUUCGUGGAGAAGCUGGAGGACAAAGCGGCUAAGAGUUAUAUCAAGUCCCUUCCUAAAAUCCCCAAGAAGGAUUUGUCUGUGCUCUUCCCCAAAGCCAAUCCUCAUGCAGUGGACCUGCUUGACAAGAUGUUGCAGCUCGAUGUGGAGAAGCGCCUUACAGCGACGGAGGCGUUGGCUCACCCCUAUUUUGACCAGUUCCGAGACGUCGAGGAGGAGACAGAAGCACAACAGUCCUAUGAUGAUUCUCUGGAACACGAAAAGCUUUCGAUAGAUGAGUGGAGAAAGCAUAUUUACAAGGAGAUCUUGUCCUUCAGUCCCAUUGCACGGAAAGACUCAAAGAAGCGAAGCGGGAUGUCCUUAUAGCGACUGGUGUGGCUGUGACCGGGAUUCACGGGACGACGGAUGGGAUUUAUUCCACGCUGCCUUGCUGGUGGCCAUCGUUUGGCCUGUGGGACUUCAGUGUGCCAACACGAGGAUGACACCGUGCUGUGGGCAUUGGACUUUGUUCUGCUGAAGGGGGAAGCACCUCAAAUAGUUUUCAAUGCAAAAGAUAAAUAUAUUCCCACUGAAACUUCAAGUGGGAGAAUUUCA